This is a messenger RNA of Archocentrus centrarchus (flier cichlid), 5399 nucleotides long. It is a transcript of the gene mtmr4, whose product is annotated as myotubularin related protein 4. Lineage: Eukaryota; Metazoa; Chordata; Actinopteri; Cichliformes; Cichlidae. The record is from RefSeq and is a predicted model, not a curated record. Gene Ontology annotation, molecular function: metal ion binding; protein phosphatase binding; phosphatidylinositol-3-phosphate phosphatase activity. Gene Ontology annotation, cellular component: membrane; cytoplasm. Bases 227 to 3856 code for a protein of 1209 amino acids. The transcript is spliced from 20 exons. Gene Ontology annotation, biological process: phosphatidylinositol dephosphorylation; regulation of autophagy.
CACUGGAUUACAACCAGUAUGUGUUUGGGAGACGGAGACUGCUGCUACUCUGCAAGACUCUGAGCUUUAACAAACCCCAAAAGCUAGACAGAAGUUUUAAAGAAAGUUUGAUUCAGCACUUUGAACAGGAGGCAUCGCUGUCCCGGCAGAGCCCAGUAGGCAGGAGGAGAGGGAGGGAUCUGAAGAGGAGCACCCAGACUCACUGUCUACAGCACUGGCUGGCAGCAUGGGUGAAGAGGGGCCUCCCAGUCUGGAGUACAUUAAGGCCAAGGAUUUGUUCCCCCAGAAGGAGCUGGUGAAGGAGGAUGAAAACCUUCAGGUGCCGUUCCCAGUUCUUCAGGGGGAAGGGGUGGAAUAUCUUGGCCGUGCUGAUGAAGCCAUCAUUGCCAUUUCUAACUACAGGCUUCACAUCAAGUUCAAGGACUCAGUCAUCAAUACCUACCCAGGUGUGGACAUUGACAUAUCUGUGCCUCUCAGGCUGAUAGAAAGUGUAGAGAGCAGAGAUAUGUUCCAGUUGCACAUCAUCUGCAAAGACUCUAAAGUUGUCAGAUGCCACUUUGCAACAUUCAAACAGUGCCAGGAGUGGGUCAAACGUCUGAACCGGGCCAUAACCCACCCAUCCCGACUUGAGGACCUGUUCGCCCUGGCCUAUCACGCGUGGUGUCUAGGAGGCAGUGCUGACGAUGAAGAUCAGCACCUUCAUCUCUGCCGCCCAGGUGAUCAUGUACGUCAGAGAAUGGAACUGGAGGUCAAGAGGAUGGGCUUUGAUACUCAAAACACCUGGAGAGUGUCUGACAUCAACUGCAACUACAAGCUUUGCUCCAGCUACCCACAGAAGCUUCUGGUUCCAAUCUGGAUCACUGACAAAGAGCUGGAGAGUGUGGCUUCUUUCAGAUCCUGGAAGAGGAUCCCAGUGGUGGUCUACAGGCACCAAAAGAACGGGGCAGUGAUCGCCCGUUGCAGCCAGCCAGAGAUUAGCUGGUGGGGCUGGAGGAACACCGAUGAUGAGUAUCUAGUAACGUCCAUUGCUAAGGCCUGUCAGACGGACACCGGAGCCAAAGGUGCACAAGCAACCCGACAACGUGGGGAAGCUCCCGACUCUUCUGAUAGUGAUUUUGACUCAUCUCUGACGGGAGGCUCCAGCAGCAACGACAACACUGUGUUGCCAAAGCUGCUGAUCCUGGAUGCUCGUUCAUACACCGCUGCAGUGGCUAACCGAGCCAAGGGCGGAGGCUGCGAAUGUGAAGAGUACUACCCCAGCUGUGAGAUCAUGUUUAUGGGAAUGGCCAACAUCCAUGCUAUCCGGAACAGUUUCCAGGCUCUCAGGGCUGUCUGCAGUCAAAUCCCAGAUCCAGGAAACUGGCUUUCAGCACUGGAGAGCACCCGUUGGCUGCAGCACCUGUCUGUUAUGCUGAAGGCUGCCACUCUAGUAUGUUCAGCAGUGGAGCGGGACAGUCGUCCUGUCCUGGUCCAUUGUUCAGACGGGUGGGACCGCACACCCCAGAUUGUAGCCCUCGCCAAGAUCCUGCUGGACCCCUACUACAGGACAUUAGAGGGUUUCCAGGUGCUUGUAGAGACUGAGUGGCUGGACUAUGGCCAUAAGUUUGGGGACCGCUGUGGCCACCAGGAGAACGCAGACGACGUGAGUGAGCAGUGUCCGGUCUUCCUGCAGUGGCUGGACUGUGUUCACCAGCUGCUCAAACAGUUCCCCUGCCUGUUUGAGUUCAACGAGGCCUUCCUGGUCAAGUUGGUGCAGCACACAUACUCAUGUCUUUAUGGAACAUUUCUGUGCAACAACGCUCGUGAAAGGGAGGCGAAGAACGUCUACAAACGCACCUGCUCUGUGUGGUCUCUGCUUCGCGCAGGAAACAAGAACUUCCAGAAUUUCCUCUACAUCCCAUCUCACGACAUGGUGCUGCAGCCAGUCUGCCAUACUCGGGCACUACAGUUGUGGACAGCUGUCUACCUGCCCACAUCCUCCCCCUGCACUGCUGUGGAUGAUUCUGUGGAUCUCUACCUCCCCCCCUCCAUCACAGGAGACGAGCUCACCUCCCGUUCCCUGGACAGACUUCCUAAGACCCGCUCCGUGGAUGACCUGCUGUCAGCUUUUGAGAAUGGGAUGCCACUGACACGAACAUCCAGUGACCCCAAUCUCAACAAGCACUGCCAGGAGGAUCGCUCUGCACUGGAGCCCUCAUCUGCUAUGGAAGAAACCUCUACAGAAGCCUCCAACGAAGUCAUACCUGACACUGCGGUGGACAGUGGGGAGGUACAACCUGUGCAUCAGACUCCUGCCAAGACUCCAGAUGCUGUCCCAGGCAUAGUGGGUGCUGAAGAGAAGGUGGACGAGCCCUGUUUUACUACACAGCCCCUGCCUUCUCUGCCCCUCUCCCCUGUCCCCCUCAGUCAGGAUGUCGCACUCGCUCACACUGCCUUUUCCACUCCUGCCCUCCUGCAAGCUUUGCAUCAAAUCACAGAUUCUCCACUCCCACAACCUCCACCGGAGGCUGAGAGCCCCUGUAGGACUGCUGAGAGUAUACCCUCACCCACUCAUAAAUCAGAGCCCUGCUUACCCCUGCCCUGCAAAAGCACUCAACCUGCAGCCAACACACCAACCUCCCUAUUGAAAGAACAUGUUGAUAGUCCGUCAAAGAGCCUGCUGGCUGUAAAGCAGCUAACACCACUCCUUCCCAUGGGGGACUCCACUGAGACUCUUACAGGUGAGGAUGAUCACCCCAUCUUGCCCUCCACAGUGACCCAGGAAUUUACCCAGAAUACUUCAAAUGAUGAGGAGCCACCUGAGUUGCAGGCACAAGCUCAACCCCAGAAAGAGAAGGAGGACACAAGGACAAGGGGAAGGGAGCGUGUGUUGGCGGCAGCUCCUAUAGACUGCACCCAGGUAACUGCUCGCCCUUUGAUCUCCCAGAGCCAGCUCUCGGACCUGUCCCUGUUCAGCUCCCACUGGGAGAGUGUCCAGGGUCUCGUCCAGUCUGCCUCUGGGGCCAGCCGGGCCCAGCAGCCUAACAUUCACCAGAGCCGCCGGCUUCCCAGUAAACUCCUCCGUGCCCAGGGCUUUGUCUUUGCCAGUGGCUCGCAGUUCUGCCGCAGGGAGGCUCUCUGUCCUAGUAGCGCGCUGCAGGCUGGAUGGCCACCUGCUGCCAGGAGUGCAGGCUACAUUGGCCUGUGUGGGCCUGCAGCCCUCACCAGCCUGGCACCCCAUCAGUUCCUGCCAGCACCUUAUUCCUCACCGUCAACUUCCAGCUCCCCACCCCCACCCCAGGCCCCAGCUUACCUUGAUGACGACGGGCUGCCGGUGCCGAUGGAUGCAGUGCAGCAAAGACUGCGACAGAUCGAGGCGGGUUACAAGCAGGAGGUUGAGGUGCUGCGGCAGCAGGUGCGACAGCUGCAGAUGAGGCUCGAGAGUAAACAGUAUGGCACCCCUCCCUCGGAGCCAGACAUCGAGUAUGAGGAUGACAUUACAUGUCUGCGUGAGUCAGACAACAGCAACGAGGAGGAUUCUCUGUCCACCCACAGUGAGGACCGUCUGUCUGAGGGCAGCUGGGAUCGAGUGGAGCCCAAGGACACUGAGGUCACGAGGUGGGUGCCCGACCACAUGGCCUCCCAUUGUUUCAACUGUGACUGUGAGUUCUGGAUAGCUAAGAGACGUCACCACUGCAGGAACUGCGGUAAUGUGUUCUGUAAAGACUGUUGUCAUCUGAAGCUUCCCAUCCCAGACCAGCAGCUUUACGACCCUGUGUUGGUCUGCAACACCUGCCACGACCUGCUCCUCGAAUGUCGCAACCGUGAGAUCCGUAGCCAGCAGCUUAAGAAGGCCAUUGCUACAGCAUCCAGCUGAGAGACACUUCUAAAGAAUUGUUGCCUCGGCUUUGUCCUGCUCGUAUGGGACUGAUGAGCUGUGCGCUGUUUAAACCGCCAACCGGCUGUAGUUUGGCUGCAGGGGCGGGAAUGAGGAGCACUCUUUGGGAGGCUGGGUUUUAAAACGGAUGAGAUGCACGCGGAUACUGUGAGGGAAUUGAGGUGUGCUAGCAGGUGGAGGGGGGGGGGGGGGGGGGGUUGUUCAGACAUUUUUUUUUUUUUAGGCCAGAGCGCUGCAGCGUCCUGCUGCCUCCACACGGCUCAGUCCUCUAGUGGUGCCCUGCCUGAGACACAUCUCCUCCAACCUGUCCGCACACCUUUAGUACCAAACACCUACACCCUCCUGACAGACACUGUCUUGCAGUUCAGAGGACAAUCGCUCACCCUUCCACGUGUCGGGGACUCCAAAGCCUGUACCUGUACUACUGGAGGCUUUCAACUUUAAAAGAACAGAAUUGCUGCUACAGUAUUUAAAAGUCUAAUUUUGUAUUCUUAUUUUGUGCACUACUAGUUGUUGUGUAUUGGAGGGCACUUGUGACCAAACUUGAGCAAAAGGGAGAAAUCUGCUGUUUAUUUUGCCAUAGCAUUUUUUUUUUUUUUUCCUUUUGUUUUGGAGCCUGAAUGUAACGUGAUGGGUAACUGGACUGGGUUUAUGUUAAUGUGCAUUUGGUGGGUCGUGUAUAUGUUCAUUGCUGCAAUGUCUUUUCGAAAUUCUGUAUGUGCCCAGUCAAUGUGGUUGUCUUUAUCAAUGCUUUUCUCCGGUGUAGCCAUGGUGCAACCUUUGCUCAGUGAUGCGUGGGACAGACUGAUCUGGUUUCAUGGGCACAGGAUGAGGCUGGGAGACAGCAGCUUUCUAUGAAGUCUUCUUCAGAUGAGUCAUUUGGAGGUACUUCAAAGAUGUGACUAAAGGUUUGUGCUGAGGUUCUUGUGAUUUGAAUGGCUCAGUGUCCACGUAAAGCUCGACGUCCAUCUGACUGAUGCCUCCGCACAUUGUCAGCUGGCAGUAAAGAAUGAACAGAGCACUUAGUUUUUGUUUGUUUAGGGGAGUUUGGCAACAAUCCCCUUUUUAAAAAUGUUUGUGUCUACUGGUUGUUGAGAAAAUGGUGCCAUAUUUUGUUGUCUAUUUUUAUUUUUUAAAGCUUUUUUUUUUUUUCUUUUUUCUUUUUUUUUCUUUAUGGAUGGCAGCAGGUUUCUAAUUGGCCACCUCUGUAUGUUAACGGUACAGAUAGCUAGCUGCUUAAUAACACUGAGACGACUAAAGAUUAACUGAGUUUGAUAACGAGGCUAACAAUGUCAGUGGAUGAUCACUGAAUUAGUUAGCUUUGUGGUUAUCGUCUAAUAUUUGGAAUCUUUUGCACGGGGUUUAUGAAGUUGAAAUCUUUGAGGAGCUCAGAAAUGUAACAUACUUAGUUAUCUGAUCUGUAGUGGUGGCUGAAACCUGUCACUUAAUGAAUUAUUGUUGUAAAGAAAUGCACUGUAAAAAUUAAAUCUCAUGGGUUAAAAUAAAGGAUUAUAUCAUGGCU